UCAAUCUGUGGUCCUUCCCAAGGAUUCACUUCGCUUUGUCUUUUUUUUUGUUAUGUAUUUUCCAAGUUUGUACCGUUUUUUUAGAAAAAGCCCAUUUUUAAGAAGCUUUACAUUUACUAGCAAGAUUUUUACCUUGACUGAUAGAUAGCAGGGUAGACGGCGUAUACGUAGGAAUAGUGCCAAUACUCUUCCACGACCACGUUCAAUAACAUCUCACUCAAGACCUACAACUAGGUUUCCGCAGAUACAGCUGCACAAAAACUACACGAAAAGGAGGAGUUCAUCUGCACUGCAACGACCACGACCACGCACGUCAGCUUCAACAUCUCUUCGACUACAUCGGGUCGCUCCUCCUGUCACGCCAGUUGGAAGAACAUCGACAACGAGGACAAUGUCAAUGGCGCAACCGACCAGGCCGGCGGGGGGCCGACGAGGUGCAGCCGACCGCUCGGCAAGUUCGGCGAGGAAUCGUGCGCCGUGCGCUCCUGCCGCCCACAAGGUACCUAACUCAUUCUCAAUCUAAGCAACGCACUCGCCACAUCACAUUCUAGGCGUCACAAAUAGGACUAGGUCGCGCAGCACCAGCGCGAACCUCGUGAGGGCCGGAAUGGGCUAGCCACCUCUGUGGUGCCAUUUUUGUUCUCCCGUGGCCAGCCCUUGCCUACAAAAAUGGAUGACACCGCAGGAGCGCAGCAGACACGCAGCCAAUGCCCACGCCGAUAUCCAUGUACGACCUGGAGAGGGAGGCGAAGAUGACGCGCGCAUGCUAGAGAAGCACGCGCGGCUUGUUGCUCACCCUUUUUUAUGUUCCCACACUAGCAAGGCACAUCGACAUCCUGACGUCUAUGACGCUAAUAUGUAGAAUCUAGCAGGCUCGCAGCCCCUCUCUCCGGCGACGUGGUGGCCCGCCACUGCCCGCUAGCGACCUCUGUUGGGGAGGGUCCGGGACUUGUUGCAGCCUCUGUUGCGCCCGGCUCUGCGACCUCUCGUCGCAGUGCUGGAGCACGGUUCGACCCACGUCUGUGGGCGGACAAGUGCGACGCCCGCAGCCACCUGUGUGGCGCGGACGUCGCGGCGCGGUCCCUGCUGCACGCCUCGCUGCUGUAUCUAGUAGUAGUACACAAGACGCUGCGAAGCAGCGCAGAUACGCCUUUACUUAUACAGAGCCGGAGUUCCACCACUGUGAAGGGUGUGACCUUUUGAGAGCAUACAGAGUAAAGCUGGCAGCCGUCGAGGGGCGCCAGCGCUCUGGGGAUUUGGGAAGAAGUUUGCGUUCGCGCCACGAUAUAGCAAAUUCUACCCAAAUUACAUCAUGGAUCAGGUACCAACAGGGCGGAAGGACCAGGAUCCUUGCAAGAACGGGCCGUGUGGUCGUUGUACUGGCUGCUCCUCCUGUAAUUCCUGGUGUUGCUCGGUGACCACAGCCAUGUCGUCCUUUACGCUGGUGCAGACACCCAGCGUGGCGAUCCACGUGCAAGAAUCGGAGAAAAAGUAUGAGAGCGCAGCACAACUCUUCGUCUUUCUCCUCCUCGAGCCCACAUACUGUAUAUUAUACAGUAUGUGGCUAUAAUUUGUACUUGCGUGAAAAUGUGAUAUCUUUACCUCCUAGCGCUAGCACUGUUUGCGCAACACCAGGUCGUUCUGGCAUCCAAAGAAACAGUACUAUGUGUAAUCCUAUGCGAAUUUGUCAUGCGAAACCAGCAGCCGAGCCCGAGCCAGCCCGACGCAAGCAUGAUUUGUAUUUUUGUUUAUGCCCUUGCUUGCCCUACAAAUGACAAUGAGGCGGGGGAUAGUCGGAUGGACAGUUGUGCACUCUCAUAGAAAGCACGAUGGGUUUCCGACCUCUGCUCCAGCUCCUCCGUUCUCCGACAAGUCCGAAUUUUUGCCGGACCAUUCUGACUAUCAACUGCAAAUAUGUCGGUCUCUGGAAUAAACCUGUGAUGCUGAAUUGCGGAUACUGAGUUGUUCAAUUGCGCUUGCAAUGGCAGCCAAGCAUGACAAAUUUUGAUUUUCUUCUCAUCCCCCUAGCACGCAUUUAUUUUUACAAAUUGAAAUUCCGUUCUUGCACGACAAAUAAAGUUCAGCCUCUCAUGCAAAACAAAUUUCUCAGCAAUCGCAAUGCGAAUGCGAAUGCAAGACACGCAUUCCAGACCCAGACACAUAAUUUGCAAUGCAUACUCACCGGGUCCUCGAGGACACCUACGAGUUUAUCGACGAGUCGAAAACUAAGAGCUUCCCGCCGAAGAUGUCGACGACCCGUGUUGACGAGACACGAAAGAGAAAGACGCGGGACCCUGACCACGCGGAAGAUGUUUCCAGCAAAACUACUGCAGCUACGCCACAAUCCUACAUGGAACAUCAAGGACGGGGGAGGCAGAAGGCAACCCGCGAAACAGGGAAGUACGGGGAUGAAGCCGAUGAUCCCGCACUCGUUCGUAGGAGGAAAAAGCAAGCCGCAAGUAGUCCAGAUCAUGAACUUGACCAACCGGAACCGCGAGAUGAUGGAAGUGCAGGCAAUGGCCGCGCGCGUGGUGGUUCCAAGCCGCGCAGAGCUUCCAAGGGCAGCGAGGGUGCUUCACCGUCUCCUGCUUCACCACGCGGACCGCCCGAGUCGAUGAUUCAACGCCAGUUCUGGGAAGGGUUGCAGAAGAAAAAGCGACAGCGACAGGAAGUACAGCAGGUUGAGGAAGUUCAAGGUGAUAAUACAAAGAAAAAACCCACUGCAGGUGAGCAACCUCCAAACGCCGGGGCGGCCGAUCCUGAUGACCUCGAAGCGGCUCAAAACGCUAUUCUCGCGCUCGAGAGGGCUCUCAGCUCCGACUCGCUGGACGAGGGGGCGCAGGAUUUUCUCGAGCGAACAGAUGACGGAAAUGAAGAUGAAGCAUCUAACAAGUUCCCCUCUUACCUUCAGUGGAUGAGGAAGAGGAUGUUGGAGGGUAUUACGCCUAGCAGUAACGGUAGCCCUACUACCAAUCAUGCCACACCCGAGAAUACUGCGCCGAAUUGGUGGCAGCUUCAGGAGCAAGGUUUUAAAAGGAACCUGUACCUGAACUUGCGUUUUUGGCAAAUGGUGACAAACGCUUCUCGUCCCUCCAGUUUUCCUGCCAAGGCCGACAACCUUUACGACGUGUGGCGAAAAGAUGAAGGCUUUUCGGCGUGGUUGAAGAAGCAGCAGACGGCUGCAUGGGCCGACAGUCCAGAGUGGCAGAAAGCGGAAGCUACUUUAUGGGGAUCCACGACGACGAGCAGUGCUGAAGGACAAGCGGGGCAAAAGCCACUGACCGAAACUCCUCUCUUUCUGAUGGGUUUGGGAGAACAGUUUAUGCAGGCGCUCGGUGUCACAUUGCAAGACACCCUGAUCCUGCACGAUUGGGCGUACAUACUUUCCAAGCAUGCCGCCGCCAUGGGUUUUUUUUCCCAAGACGAAACCCGAACCAACAAGAACCAACUUCGUCACAUUUUUGACGCGGCGGCUGAUUUGAUGUCCGAUCCAUCUUUGAUACAAAAACAGAAUGCUGAUAGCACCCAGCAGCAGGACGAGUUGGCGAAACCCAAGGAGGUACAAGCAAUGGAGACGCUGCUACAGCAGCUGGUGAAAGAAUUAGGAAAAAGAAAAUCAAAAGUUGAAAAUGAAAAACAAACCGAGCAAGAAGCAGAAGCUACCCAUGUCAACCAGGGCCAAGGCGAGCACGGGAUUAAACAGGAGGAACAGGGACAGCAGAUGGACAAUAUGAAUUCGAUGAAAAAGAAAAUCAAAAAAUUAGUGGAAGCACUGGCUCCGAAGGCGGAUACAGAUGCGGGCACGCAGCAUGAAUUUCCUGAGGAAAUCUUGCAGGCCGUGAAGGGAUUGCGCGACGCCGCCACGAGUUUCACGUCCACGACCAAUGUCAAUGACAAUGCCGAGGAUGGCAAGGCGAAUGUCGGGCCACUUGAGAAAUUGAUUACGGACCUGUCUGUCCCGAUUAAAAGCGAGAAGUUGAAUGCGGGCACUUGGAUCACCCUGCUGCAGGAAGUCGAGGUGCUUGCUGGUAAGGAUCCACCGCCGUGUGAACUAGGCGUCCUGUACAAGGUCACAAAUGUCGUUGAUCAUGUCGCCAGUGUCGACGGUUUCGGUGAUAAUAGCGCACAAAAGAACUACGGAGGAGCCGGUGUCGGAACACAAGGGCAGCAGACGGAGAUACCGCCGCUGAACAAGAAGCUCGUGACUCUGGAGCAGGUCCGGCUUCCUGAUCAUUCUGAGGGCGGGGUGGAGAGCGGCGGGACCAAGAGUUUCACCGUGCUUCUCCACGAAAGCGAAACGUCAACCCAAUACAUGACGUUUGAUGAGCGCGCCCCUGUUUGGGUGGAACGAGGCGGAGCAGGAAAUGGGGUCGAGCAAAUAAAGAAAAUAAAAAUCUCUUCAGCGUCCAGCCCCCGCACCCAGGCGGACGCUGUGAAGAUCGGGGCUGAAGUUGUCAAGGACGCGUCGAGUACCUCGCUUCAGCUGUCAGGCCUGAGCGAUCUACUUCUUGACGAGUUUGCUGAUGUGUUCACCCGUGCGUCCUACGACAUCGAACUUGAAAAAAGUGUCCCUGGUGAAAAAACGGCGCCACCACCAUCACCAAAGACGGCCGGCGCAAAAGUCACUCAUGAGGAUAGCGAGAGCGGAGGGCCUGGAGGCACUCCCGCUUUGUACGAGGAACGAAAGCAGAAGACUGCGUCCCAUUUGAAGUUUUUCGUUGGCAUGCUGCAACAGUUCGCUACAAAGGGCUUGAGCAGCUACACCGGGGACGGGACGAGCCAGCGUGGUACGACAGGAAGCGGGCCACUUCGUGUCUAUCCGAUCCAGAAAAAUUACAUUAUCCAUCCUGACUUGGCGGAAAACCAGCUCCACAGCGGCAUCUCGUCGCAAGAAGAACGGAGUCCGAGCGAGCCUGUGCUCCGCCACCAGGCGGGGAAAGGUCUCCAGGCCCGACGGGUGGAUGCUGAAGUCUUCUUCUCGACUAUCACCGGACACGGGCAACCUGAACUACAGCGACCUGCCCCCCUCCGCGUGUUUGUGUGGCAUUUUCUUCGCCUCCUUGAUGCCGUAUUGCACGUGCAUCACCCAGUAAAAAUACAGAUCAAGGACGACUCAGCGGCAGGCGAGGAAGGAGGUACCAGCAGGGGGAUUGGGCUGGCGGAGAUCAGUAACUCUCUUCCUAGCACGGAUCCUGGCCAACAAAGAGUUCCUGACCUGUCUCCCGUUAUUGCGCCAUUGAGGCACAGCGGGACUUUAAAGGCUGUGCUUGCGGUAAAAAAUGCAGUGAUUAACCAGUUUCGCAGCGUGGCGCAAGCUCUCCCGAAAGAUGGCGAGCCGCAAGAUGAAGACGUGGAGCCGCUCGAGAAGGGGUUGGAAGAGGUAGCACGUGUGCAGGAUAUCUUCCAAAAGCAACUACAGGAACAAAUUUCCCAGCGUGGAACAUGCAGCGCACAUCAAAGCCGCACGGUUGCACUUUCGACAGCGUCCUCUUGGCUGCAGCGCGCGUCGUCACCACAAAAUGGGACGAGCCUGUAUUUUUCGAAAGAGGAACAACGAGGCCGAGGACCCCAGUCUUUGGCAGAUUACGUUACUAACAAUGCCACCUCCGACGUCCUCGCGCUGCCGCCCCAGCAGAGGACACAAGAAAUGUCCAUGUCCUUCACCCAGAUACAAGAAAAAAGAAGUUUUUCAUAUUCAUCAUCACCUCAGGAGUAUCGGGCUCACGCUAGUCUAUUGCCUCCGGGACCAUAUGAGCCGCAAAAAAUGCCUCACAAUCUGCCACAUAAUUUUUGACUGCCAUUGUUCGAAAGAUAAGAAUGCGCCAUGUUGUCUUUGCGUAGUGCACGACGCGCGCCGCGCAGUGCGCGCAACAGCCGGCAUUUGCGCCCGGGAGGACUGCGUAGCAGACCCUCGCGCCGUCCCCUCCUCCCGACUUUGUUGCCGCUGCCUCUCUGCAACAGGAGAACGCGACCAGACCCAGCGCCCGAGGCUCGGCAGCACUUCCCUCCAUUGCCAGCCUUCCGUCGGCUGCCCAGAAGAUAGGCCUUACGGCCUUUCCAAUUUUGCAGGCCGCGCCAAGAACGAGGCGCGCUCCCCUUCGCGAAUGCCGUCUCUUGGAUCAGGGUACGCUCGGACUCACGCACGCUUCGUGCGGAGGUGCGACGACCGUGCCAAGGUUCUGCCGCGUCGCCCGCGGGAAAUCUGUCGCGGCGCCCAGGCUCACAGGGAGGCUUCGCGAAAUCCGCCAAAAAGAUUUUUUUUUUUUUAAAUCUCGCGGAGAACCCGACCUCCGAUUCCGGAAAAUGCGCGACAAAGCCCCCGCAAGGUUCUGCCCAAACAGAAAAUCCAGGUCACGAAAACGGCCGCAAAAUCCGCUGCAAAAACGCCCGCAAAAAAAAUUUUGGCGCUGCAAAAAUCGCCCGCAAAAUCACCCGCAAAAACUGCCUUAAAAUCCGAAAACGCAAAAACAAUCCCAAAUCCACUGUAAAAAUUUUGCGGCAGUUUUUCGCAGCAGUUUUUCGGCUCGCCAAAAAUUUUUUGCGGCAGUUUUGGCGGUCGAUUUUUUGGCAGGCUUUCGGAGAAGGAGAAAUUUUUGGCGGGCGAUUUUGCGGCAGUUUUCGAGCCACCAAAAAUUUUUUGCGGCCGGCAGUGUUUUGCGGCCGAUUCUGCAUUACCUGCAGAGAGGGCAGAUGGCGUGGCCGGCUACGCGUUCGCCUUACCUUCGGCCACGCCGAGCGAAUUUUGUACCGCCCCGGCAAAAGUUACAAGCUGCUUUGCCUUUGCCUCAAGAAUGGCUGGGCGCGGGCGCGUGGCCCGCGCCCGCGCCGGUCAAAUCAGGCGCCCGGCCCUGUAGCUGCGCGCAGCCUUACCGCCGGCGCGGCAAUUGAUUCACACAUGGCAAGGGUAUUUCGGUAGCCCGCUCACACCCGAAGCGUCACGCAGAGGGACCGCGGCGCCCCCCCGGCCCCGGAAUAUGGCAGGUUGGGGCACCGUUAUCGUGUGUCGGCGCUUUCGUGGGGCGGCAGCAACCAAUGCCCCUGUUGCGUUUUGGGAUCCCCCAGCCUUCGGCUGGUAGCACAAAGGGGCGGCGUGUUUCGGUGUGCAUUCGCGCCCCGACCCUUUUAGAACGAAGGGCCGCGCUGGGGCUCUUGCAGAGACUAAAGAGAAGCCCCCGCAGCAGCGCUCUUUCGCUUAAUUUGGCCCUGGCAUUGGUUUCGCAGUUGAAAAUUUUGAGGCAGAUUUUGAGGCAGAUUCUGGGCAUGAUACGACGCGACCAAGGAGCAACUGGGAGCAUCUGGAGGAUGUUAGGGCCUGGGCCGGAGCGCGUCUAGCCGACGCUAAAGCGGGCAUCCAGCCGAUGCUAGAGAAAGAAACAAGAACCGAACACAAGCCGUCACAACCAAGUGGAAGCCAGUCGCCGCAGUCGUACAGCGACAUGAUGGCGCAGGAGCGGAUUUCAUUGCAAGACCUGAUUAGAGAACAGAGAAGCUUCCUUGCAACCCAUCUAGAAAAGCUCGAAUCUCAGAUGCAGUCCCUUGUUAAUGAUAUUAGCAUUAGCCGCGGCAAGGGCAACUCUGGGACUGGGCCUACCAUCAUCGGCAAAAAUUCAAUAGAGGAAAAGCAGGCCCUCCUGGGCAAGCUAGUGGAAAGAGUCGAGUAUGUGUACAAUCACAUGCAGAGCCUGCCGCGCCGGGAGUACGUACUCGCGAUACACCAAGACGCAGGCCAAGUUCCCUCGUGCGCCAUCUUGGGCGGCACAUUUGAGCUUGUUCACUUGCCGCCAGCGAAUAAGAAUCAUGCCAGCACACUGCCCAUGUGUGUACUUGGCGCUGACGCAGCCACGCCUUCGCAGGGGACACCACAUAAACAAGCAAGGUUAAUAACGAUCGCGGGCAGGGGCAUCACGCAAAAAAUGGAAGUGGGAGUGGGUUGUUGUCACCGCACGGCGCGCUUUUGCACAAAUUAUUCGUUGCCAUGUUGUUGCUGCUGUACGUGCUGCAAAACAUGUUGCGGAGGAGAUGAGACGACCAAGGCGCGCUAUAGAAAAGCGUCUGAAAAUUCAAACAAAAGCACCGACGAACAGGACGCAUGGCUCCUCGAGCGCAUCGGUGAUGACGAUCCGGGCCUCUCGAAGAGCUCAUGUUCGUGUCGUGCGAUGUGUGGCGAAUGUUGUGCUGAGAUGACCGCGUGCAAUCGCUGGUUUCAGACUGAGGCGGCAGAACAUAGUAAAAAAGCCUGCUGUGGUCCCCAAUGCAUGCUGCGAGAAUAUCUCUGCGCGGACUAGGGAUGGAAAAUGUAGAAAAGUUUCAUACCUAUAAAGUACUAGCUAGCACGGCCGGGCACUGUUAUGAGCACGAUUACGGUCAUUCUUCGCAUUUUGUGGCGUCCCCGCUAGCACGGUCGGACCGUGCUAGAAAAGCAGCCAGCCGCGUGCUAGUAGUGCCUAUGUGGGCGAAAAAGUGAAUAUAUAUCCAAAAAAAGGGCCGCAUAUUUCGAAGCCGGAAAAUAUGCGGCCCACUUUUUGGAUAUAUAUUCACUUUUUCGCCCACAUAGGCACUACUAGCACGCGGCUGGUUGCUUUUCUAGCACGGUCCGACCGUGCUAGUGGGGACGCCCAAAAAUGCCAAGAAUGAUCGCCAUGGUGCUCAUAACAGUGCCCGACCGUGCUAGCUAGUACUUUAUAGGUAUGAAACGUUUUGCAGUUUUCCAUCCAUAGCGCGGACACAUGCUGGUGCUGUCCAUGCGAGGCCUUAGCAUGGUGCUGUUGUAAUGGAGGACAAGGUUCUGGUGAACUACCGGAAAGCACCCCACGCCGAAAGGCUUGCGAUGCUACCUUAAGGGCAAUUUUCGGCAUUGGUGCUUCCGUGUGGAUCGGUGUGAACGUUCCUACGCUUGGCAUUUUACUUGGUGCGUUUGUACUACUUGGAGUCUUGUUUCCGGGUCUUUGUGUUUUGAGAAAUUUCCACUGUAGUCUAUGGAACUACUUCACUGGCGGUGCUGUUCGUGAGGCGGCGACGUCAGAAGAAGCCACGUUGGUGGAACUGUGAUAAGUUAUUAGCUGCCGCACCAUUUUACGAAUGCCACAAACAUAUCAUAAGUAUGAAUUCAUUUAUUAAGUAUAUUUAUUUCCAUCCAAGUUCAAUAUAAAUAUAUAUCCACAUUCCCAUUCGCGCAGCGUCCAUUUCGAGCUAGGGACACUCACGCAGUCGCCUCCUUCUUCAUUUUCAAAAAACUCUCCACAGGAUGUGCUUGCGCAAAUAAUCUCAGUUCGCUAUGCUACAGUGCUUAUUUUCAAACUUCCCUUUGGGAUUUUAGUCUUCAAUAUAAAUAAAUUAGAAUUUUUUCCCCUGCGAGUGAAAAACAACAAUAUCUAAGCGAUAUUGUUUUUAAAUAGAGACCCUGACGCUCUGGUGAGACCUAAACCAACGAAUCACGACGGCAGCGUGGUUUUCUUGUGUUUAGAAUGGGGGGAAAAAAUAAGCAUAGCGUCGCGAUUUCGAUUUGUGGAUUUUUUUUGGGGGAUCCGCCCGUUCCCCGGGGAUCCGCUCGUUGCCCGGGGAUCCGCCCGCUCCCCGGGGAUCCGCCUUCGCCCAGGGGAUCCGCCCGUUACUCGGGGAUCCGCCUUCGCCCAGGAGCCCGCCCGUUCCCCGGGAAUCCGGCUUCGUGCAGGGGAUCCGCCUCUUACUCGGGGAUCCGCCCGCUUCCCGGGGAUCCGGCUUCGUGCAGGGGAUCCGCCCGUUACUCGGGGAUCCGCCCGCUUCCCGGGGAUCCGCCUUCGCCCAGGGGAUCCGCCCGCCCCCCGAGGAUCCGCCCGUUCCCCGGGGAUCCGCCUUCGCCCGGGGGAUCCGCCUGCUACUCGGGGGUCCGCCCGCUUCCCGGGGGUCCGCCCGUUGUUCCCCGGGGAUCCGCCUUCGCCCAGGGGAUCCACCGGCUUCCCGCGGGAUCCACCUGUUCUCCGGGGGAUCCACCCGCCCCCCGGGGGUCCGCCUGCUUUCCGGGGGAUCCACCCGCCCCCCGGGGAUCCGCCUAUUCUGAGGGGGGUCCGCCUGCUUUCCGGGGGAUCCGCCCGCGCCCCGGGGGGUCCGCCGGCUCUUCGGGGGAUCCGCCCUCGCCCGGGGGAUCCGCCCUCACCUCGGUGGAUCCGCCUGGUCUUCGGGGGAUCCGCCCUCGCCCCGGAGGGCCGGUCCGCCUCCCGCGGAUCCGCGCGCCCUGGGUCGCACCUUUGCCCGGGGGUCAAGGAAGCCUACGAACUUUCUUUGGGUGGGUCCUCCUCAGUUCGGGGGAUCCGCCCUCGCCCCGGUGAGUUCGCUCCAGCCUCCGGGGAUCUCCCCUUGCCAGGGGGGAUCCGAUAUUCGUGCUAGCCCUUCGGAGUGCGUCGGCCUUGCGGGGCUUCACUCCCUCCCCGACAGGCACCCGGGCUGCCCGGGGCGGGUGCGCCCUUGCGCCAGAGGCUCCGGCCUUGGGGGUCCCCGCCCUUGCCGCGUUGGCGGUGAGCACGGGCACCGGCAAACCGGCGCACAUUUCUUGCUUCGGCUUGGUUCUUACAAGUUGCCAGCCUGUGCGGUGGUUGUGCUGGUUUUGACAACCGGCACAGCACAGCAGCAGCUAGACAACUUGACAGCCAAAGAGUCGAGAUGCGACAACCACACAGAAACAAGAGCCGUUCGCACAACCACCCGAGGCCUUGAGAACCGAGAGAAUGUGCGCCGGUUUGCCGCGAUGCCCUGCACUCGAGUGCGUUCCAAAAUCUUCCAAAAUGUGCGCCGGUUUGCCGCGGUGCCCGUGGCGCCGCAUCAGAGCGGCCGGCGCGCCCCCGGGGAUCCACCCGGGGGAUCCGCCCGCGCCCCCGGGGAUCCACCCGCUCCCCGGGGGAUCCGCCCGCUCUCCGGAAGAUCCGCCCGUUCUCCGGGGGGUCCGCCCGCUCCCCGGGGGGUCCGCCCUCGCUUCGGGGGGUCCGCCCCGACUCUUCCCGGGGCAAUCCGCCCGGCUGAGGUAGUGUGUACCACGGGGGAAAGGGCGCAAAAGGCGACACAAAUUGGGCCAGGGGAUUCCGGAGAGGAUUUUGGAGUCUCCGGAGGAAUCCUCUCCGGAAUCCCCUCCCGAAAUCGACGCUGUGCCGCCGGGGAAAGACCGCGAAGGACGGCGCGAAUCCGGUCAGAGGAUUCCGGAGAGGAUUUUGGAAUCCUCUGCGGAAUCCUCUCCCGAAAUCGAGGCAGUGCCGUCGGGGGAAGGGCGCCCGCGAAAGACGGCUCAACUUGGGCCAGAGGAUUCCGGAGAGGAUUUUGGAAUCCUCUCCGGAAUCUUCUCUGGAAUCCUCUCCCGAAAUCGAGGCAGUGCCGUCGGGGAAAGGGGACGAAAGACGGCGCAACUUGGGCCAGAGGAUUCCGGAGAGGAUUUUGGAAGCCUCUCCGGAAUCCUCUGUGGAAUCCCCCCCCGAAAUCGAGGCAGUGCCGUCGGGGAAAGGGCGCGAAAGACAAAGACGGCUCAACUUGGGCCAGAGGAUUCCGGAGAGCGUUUUGGAGUCCUCUGUGGAAUCCUCUCCCGAAAUCGAGGCCGCAGCAUCGGGGGAAGGCCCUCCGAGGCGGACCAAAUUGGGCCAGAAAAUCCGCGAGGCAAAUGCCGCGGGAAAUGUGCGCCGGUUUGCCGGGGCCGCCAGGUUGCUCGCAAUCCGCAGCCGACUGUGGCGAUUUAAGCACACGAGACGCCAACACAGACGCGGCGCGGUUGUGUACACAAACAGCAGCGGAGUCCAUGCGCGCGCCGCGUUUUCGGUUGCAUUGCAACACACUUUAGCACGAGCUAGCCCGAAGGUUUCCCGGGAAACCUUAAACGACCUCGCCCGAGCGGAGUCCGUUGAUUUCUAGGCUUCACAGCGUCCCUUUCUCUUUAAAUAUUCAAAGUCGGCUCUGAUGAAAUUUCGUCGAGUUGAGAUCAUUUACGUUUAUCGCCUGCAGAAGAGCCGGCAGGGAAACGCGGCGCCCUUCUGAGGCGCCCACCGCCUCAGAUUCUAGCGAAGGUGGGCGCCCACCAGACAGGGCCGCCAAAAAAACGACGGCGGGAAGAAUAUUGCACGACCACAUUCUUCGUAUGUAUUCGUAUUGUUUUUUUGAUUUCCCGGCCGCGAAACACUUCAAAAAAGUUCUUCGUAGUUUCGUUUCGGUCUCCUGCUGAAGAUGGCAUGUCGGUGAGUCGUACUUCGCAUUGUAUUUAGAGCGGGGCAACAAAUUUUGACGAGUUGUGGCCGUCCCACUUCUCACCACCCCGGAGUAUUUUCGUUCUUUACAUAGAUAUCGCAGCAGGGCCUGUCGUUCUCGUAUCGUCCAUUUCCCACCGACUUGAAAAGCCAGUGAUUGAUGUUUGGUACUCCCGCUGUCUGGGAACUUGUUGUCUCUGUUCGGUCCAUCGUCGCAUCUGCUUUAUCGUGGCUCUAGCUUUAUUUGUUUUUGUGACGCGCCUCUAUGGCUAUACUUAAUAAAUUUAAAUUGCUGUAUGUCAUCGUAUUUGUUUCACGCGGAAAUCGAAGAAAGGCUCGUCCACAGGUGGUUCGCUGUUUCGAUGUGAUGAAAAAUCUUUGAUAUGAAUUUGAAU
Molecule: messenger RNA, 12589 nt
Organism: Amoebophrya sp. A120
Lineage: Eukaryota; Dinophyceae; Syndiniales; Amoebophryaceae
Source: the annotation of a GenBank genome assembly